CCCUUUAGCUCGCCGCCAUUUUGAGCAGCGGACUCUGAGGAGCAGCAACGGCAGCCGGCGCGCCUCUCUUUCUCCGCCUUCCCCAUCACCAUCAUGUCGCGGGAUCGGUUCCGUAGCCGUGGAGGCGGCGGCGGGGGCUUCCAUCGGCGCGGCGGCGGCGGUGGCCGCGGCGGCCCCAACCACGAUUUCCGCUCUCCGCCGCCCGGCAUGGGCAUGGGCCAGAACCGCGGGCCUAUGGGGGGCGGCCCGCAGGGCCCCGGCGGCCCGCCGGGCGGAGGCCCGAAGUCUGAACCGCCCAAGCCUCCGGCGUCGACCUCCGCUCCGCCGUCCUCGUCCUCUUCGUCCUCCGCCACCACGGCGGGCCCCGCCGGCAGCCAGUCCGGCCCCGGGGCGCCUCCUCCGUCCGCCCUGCCCGCGGGGCAGCCGCCGCAGCAGCAGGCCCAGGGCUCCGCGCCUUCCUCCGCGCCCUCCGGCCCCGGGGGGCAGCAGCAGCCGCAGCCCAAGCCGAGCCCCAGCCCCACCCCGGCCGGCGGCCCUAAGAAAGGACAAGGACAGUCGCCCGGCGGCGGGCCCAAGGGGCCAGGCGGGCCGCAGCAGGGGCCGGGCGGGCCUCACAAGGGCGGGCCGGGCCACCGCGGCGGGCCGGGCGGGGAGCCGAGGGGCCGGGGGCAGCAGCACCAGGGACAGCAGAGCCUCUCCUCGCAGCAGGGCCCGGCCGGCGGCGACAAGCUUUCGGACGAGGGCUUUAAGGCAAACCUCUCCCUGCUGAGGAGGCCCGGGGAGAAGACUUACACUCAGAGGUGCCGUUUGUUUGUUGGGAAUUUGCCCGCCGAUAUAACGGAUGAAGACUUUAAAAGGUUGUUUGCCAAAUACGGGGAGCCGGGAGAGGUUUUUAUCAACAAAGGAAAAGGCUUUGGCUUCAUUAAGUUGGAAUCUAGAGCUCUGGCAGAAAUCGCCAAGGCAGAACUGGACGACACCCCCAUGCGGGGCCGGCAGCUCCGCGUUCGCUUUGCCACGCACGCCGCCGCGCUGUCAGUGCGUAACCUUUCUCCUUACGUGUCCAACGAGUUACUGGAGGAAGCUUUCUCCCAGUUCGGUCCGGUGGAGAGAGCUGUUGUGAUUGUAGAUGAUCGAGGUAGAUCAACGGGAAAAGGCAUUGUUGAAUUUGCGUCAAAGCCAGCUGCCAGAAAAGCGUUUGAACGGUGUACUGAGGGAGUGUUCUUGUUGACGACCACCCCUAGGCCAGUUAUUGUGGAACCGUUGGAGCAACUGGAUGAUGAAGAUGGUCUUCCAGAAAAGCUUGCUCAGAAGAACCCGAUGUACCAAAAGGAAAGAGAAACUCCUCCCCGUUUUGCUCAGCCUGGCAGUUUUGAGUUUGAAUAUUCCCAGAGAUGGAAAUCUUUAGAUGAAAUGGAAAAACAACAGAGAGAACAAGUGGCAAAAAACAUGAAAGAUGCCAAGGACAAACUCGAGAGUGAGAUGGAAGAUGCUUAUCACGAGCAUCAGGCAAACCUCUUGCGUCAAGACCUUAUGAGGCGUCAGGAGGAACUGAGACGUAUGGAAGAACUCCAUAAUCAGGAAAUGCAGAAACGCAAGGAAAUUCAGCUCAGGCAGGAGGAGGAGCGUCGCAGACGGGAGGAGGAGAUGAUGAUCCGUCAGCGAGAGAUGGAAGAACAGAUGAGAAGGCAGAGGGAAGAGAAUUACAGUAGAAUGGGUUAUAUGGAUCCCAGGGAGAGAGACAUGAGAAUGGGUGGUGCCACCACAAUGAACAUGGGAGAUCCUUAUGCUUCUGCAGCCCAGAAAUUUCCACCUCUUGGAGGUGGAGGCGGCAUAGGUUAUGAAGCUAAUCCAGGAGUUGGCCAAGCAGCCAUGAGUGGUUCUAUGAUGGGAAGUGACAUGGUGAAGAUGCGAGCUGAGUGAAACUGGGGUGCUCAUCCAUGAGAGAUUGCAGACCUGCUGUUGAUAAAAGCUGUGAUGAUUUUUCCAGUUCAGGAGCUGAGCAUGAGCACAUCCAGCGUGAUGUCCCGUGAUGUGAGUGGAGCAAGGGAACAAGGCAACAAGUAAGUAGAGAAUGCCCUUAGGCUGCUGAUCUGUUAGAGCAGCACAUCGCAAGGGGAUGUGUGGGGUAAUUCCUGCCUGAAGCUUCUGUGAUUGAUCUCAUUUUUAUAUAAAAGCAGUAUUUCUUUUGUAGAGCCAAAGUAUGACUGUUGGUUUAGGCUUUUCAGCCAUGCAGCAUCAUGCAAAACCGUUUUCUGAACGCUGCAGGUGGUCAGGGCAGGAAAUAAUCAUGCCUAAGAUUGAGGCUGAAGUGGAUGGGUUGGGAAUGGGGUGCAGUGAUUGUCAGCAAAGGAGGAGAGCAAUGAAGCAGAUAAUUAAGUGUUAAAGUUGCUACAAAAGCUGUGUUUUUGAAGUAGUUAAUGAACACUGAACUUAACGAGAAGGAGCAGGUAGUGGUUUAGGGAAAUAAAGUAACUUGUAGAGCUGGAAUUAAUGACAUCUUCCCUCUAAUUUGCUACUUAAACUACAAGGGGAGCUGCAGAUUUGUUUAAAUCUUGAGUGGAGAGCAACAUGCAAAGUUCUGUAACACGAGGGAGGGGUAAGUGACAACCCAGACGUGCUGCAGCUCACCCUGCAAGUCGUGAAGGUGAUGAGAUUCAAUCAGUGAACUGAUUGGAUCCAGUGUGACUUGUCACUGCUGCUCUUGUUUCUUGGGUAGUGAAGCACGAAGCCACUUCAGAUCUUUUAAGUUUGGAGUAGAGGACAAUGUGGAUGCUGUUCAUUUCAUCUCAAGCCUAACAAGAGACCUUAAGAUUCUAGAGGAAGUCUGUCAGGUGCAUGACCUUCCUUCGUGAUGCACUGAUUCCCUUUCUGUGUGGCUGCUUGUGAUUUCUGGUGGUGAUUUCUAUGUUCUGGCUAACGGCACGCUUUGUACUUGCAGAAGAAGAUGAAGCCCAAAUGCAGUGAAGAGGAGCCAGGAACGUUCUAGGAGUUUUUAAAAAUAAAGUAUUUGAAUUUUCUUAA
Messenger RNA from Centrocercus urophasianus (Greater sage-grouse), 3021 nucleotides. It is a transcript of the gene SFPQ, whose product is annotated as splicing factor proline and glutamine rich. Gene Ontology annotation, molecular function: RNA binding. Lineage: Eukaryota; Metazoa; Chordata; Aves; Galliformes; Phasianidae. Bases 94 to 1920 code for a protein of 608 amino acids. The transcript is spliced from 11 exons. The record is from RefSeq and is a predicted model, not a curated record. Gene Ontology annotation, biological process: regulation of DNA-templated transcription. Gene Ontology annotation, cellular component: nucleus.